Messenger RNA from Fonsecaea nubica, 1425 nucleotides. RefSeq lists its product as hypothetical. Lineage: Eukaryota; Fungi; Ascomycota; Eurotiomycetes; Chaetothyriales; Herpotrichiellaceae. The coding region runs from base 1 to 1425 and encodes 474 amino acids. The transcript has a single exon. The record is from RefSeq and is a predicted model, not a curated record.
AUGCAAAUGACGGCCGAAACCCAGCCGACGUGCUCUCUACAAGAGACCAUUCGAGCCGGGAAUUUUUACUGCUUGGACGAAACCACAUUCCUCCACCAAAUUAGAGACGCUUUCUCCCCAGAACUUGAACGACUGAAAUGUGUUAGAGCUGUCGAGGGCACCGAGGAGCAACGUGCCACGGCAAAUGGAAAAGCCGAUGCGUUGAGCCCUUCGCAAAUUCUCUACGGCAUCAACUAUGACGAGGUCAACCGAACGCUCGUCGGUCUUCUUGCCCUUCGAUGGGUCCACAACCGUGACUAUGAACGCUUUACGCAACCCCAGAUCCCCGAGUCGCGUUUGACAGAGGAAUCAUUCCACUGGCUGUACGACCUCUUUGAGAGAGGUAUCGAGGAUUCGGAUGAUCUUUUUGCCCUGGUGGUUUCGAUGAUAAUCAAUGAUUUGGGAAAAGAUCCCAACCUGGAAGAAGAUUACUAUUUCAAGACCCGCCAUCGCUUAGAGGACCACAACCAUGAUACCGUACUAUUGGCGGCAGCCAAGGUUGGGAUGGUUCCGGCUUUGCACUAUCUCACGCCGGAGAAAAGACAGGAAGUAAUGCUAGGUCUCGAACUCGGAUCGGAGCUGAAUGCAGGCCAACUGGCCCAAGCCGAAAGUGUGCCUGUCAACCUAGAAGGACUGAUGGCCAUGCGGGGCCAUGAACACGCAUUUGAGCUCAAGUUCAUGGAGCAAAUCCUCGACGUCGCCGGCGCUCUGGGCCAUCUUGACUCUAGUGGCUCCAAGAGCUUCAUCGAGCCCGUCUUUCAAGCCUUCAAGACUGUACAUGAGGUGUCUCUCGAUAUUAUUGCGGGCAGAUCCAACCCUCGACAAGGGUAUGACAAAGUCCUCACCAAACGUGGAAACUUGCUGUACAUCAAGGGAUUUCGCAGACUUAGUGUUAGCGAUCAAGAAGAUCGGGCACUACUCCGCCUGUUGACCAUGGGCCGGACUACAGACAAAGAGCAAGCCGAGCUGUUUUCCAAAGCAUUCAACGCCCUAGAUGAGGGAAACAGGAAACAACUCGUUGCGGGUCUCAAUGUCGACGGCAAUGUUAAUGAGACGGCCGUUCUGCCAUACUACAUGCCCGCAAUUAUAUCUACUACAUUAGAAACCACGAAAGACUCGGACGAGGAAGCUAAGCGGCGAGCACUCACAUCGCUUAUGAGGUACCUGGCCAAAGUCUUGGGCAGCCCGGGAAAGGAUCUGAACGGUCUCCCUGAGUUUGCAGUGUUUGACGGCGAAGUACCCGGAAUCAUCAUUGAGAGAAACAUGUCAAAGGCGCAAGAUGUCAUCAACAGCCCAGAAUUCAAGGAUAAUCCGGACCUUCUGGAUGCAUUGGACAUACCGGCCGGGCAGAUUCUGCAACGUAGAAGAACGAGUCAGUCUUGGUGA